AUGUUUGCAAGCCACAGCUCCAAUGUCGCUUUGUUGUGUCUGCUCAUCGAUAUCAUGGAGACACGCUGCGCUAGGAAUGCCGUCUCUAUGGUCCCAUUUGACCAUCCCAGUGACGAUUUGGAAGCUGCACUGCUACAUAACAUCGUCCUGGGAUUAAACGCUGCCCACCACUUCGCGCACCUUCGACUCGAAUUCUAUCAGGAGAACACCGACGAGGGCAUUUUCGAUGCAGAAGGCAACUUCAUUCAAGGAUUAAACACGGAAGAGAAAGGGUACCAGCCCGUCAAGCAGUUCUUCGCCAGUGACACGUUUCAAUCGGUCAAAGAUUUGGAUCUAGCGCUUCCACCCAGAGUUGUCGAACAAGCGUUGACAGUCAAAUCCCCAGGCGUGUUCAAAGACCUCGAAUUCCUUACCCUUCGCGCCCAUGUCAACAAUUUGAACACAAGUCAGCCUUCCAAGCGUGUGGUCAACGCCAAAUUCCCCUCCUUGCGCCGCAACCUCGAAUUUACUGCUAUCAAGAUCGCUCGGCAGAACAUACUCAGCCAGGACGACAUUCUUCCACCCAAUCCCAGCCCGCGUUUACGCCACUUAACCUACUGGGCGAAGGAUACCGACCUCUGUGUUCCCUUUCCAAACUUGAAAGCUCUUCGCCUGGUACAGGAUGCCAAAGAUGCCAUUCCAAUACAAGGUUUUUCGGGGCUCCGGAACAAUCUCUCCUGUGCUAAAUCUAUCACCGAACUCCACUUGAACGCUUUUAUUUUCUGCUCCUACUACUCCGGGAAUCGCAUCUUUACUUACAAUAAUGAAGGCGCAAGCCCUGCUUUGAAUGAAACUGUUCCCAACCUCCAUGUCCUAGUCAUCGACUCUAUCGACACGAGCACUGAGAGCAACUGGAUGGAGAAGCACCUUAUCUGCCUGUUGAAAUCUGGGUGGAUUCAGUUUUCUCCGAUGUAUCGGGGACGAGUAGAAUUCGUCUACAACCACGGUGAUCAAGAAGGAUGGAAUCAGUUCAUGGUGUAUGAGCUUCCGAAGGGCCUCAGAGGUUGGGAUAAGGCGAUGGGGUUCUACGACACUGGGUAG
This is a messenger RNA of Cyclocybe aegerita, 1080 nucleotides long. The record is from the annotation of a GenBank genome assembly. Lineage: Eukaryota; Fungi; Basidiomycota; Agaricomycetes; Agaricales; Hemipholiotaceae.